AUGGCAUUUGAUGGCACCUGGAAGGUGGAGAAGAGUGAAAAUUAUGAUAAGUUCAUGGAAGUGAUGGGUAUUAAUAUUGUGAAGAGAAAACUAGGAGCCCAUGACAACUUGAAGAUCACAAUCCAGCAAGAGGGAAACAAGUUCACAGUCAAAGAAUCCAGCACCUUCCGCAACAUAGAUAUAGUGUUCAAUCUGGGAGAGAAUUUUGACUACAGUUUGGCAGAUGGAACUGAACUCCAUGGUCAAUGGAACAUGGAGGGAAAUAAACUGGUAGGCGCAUUCACCCGGAAGGAUAAUGGGAAGGUACUCAAGGCAGUGAGAGAAAUCACUGGAGAUGAAAUGGUCCAAACUUACACCUACGAAGGGGUGGAAGCAAAAAGAUUUUUCAAGAAAGCAUGA
This is a messenger RNA of Varanus komodoensis (Komodo dragon), 399 nucleotides long. RefSeq names its product fatty acid binding protein 2 (gene FABP2). The transcript is spliced from 4 exons. Gene Ontology annotation, cellular component: cytosol; nucleus. Gene Ontology annotation, molecular function: fatty acid binding. The coding region runs from base 1 to 399 and encodes 132 amino acids. The record is from RefSeq and is a predicted model, not a curated record. Lineage: Eukaryota; Metazoa; Chordata; Lepidosauria; Squamata; Varanidae. Gene Ontology annotation, biological process: fatty acid transport.